CUUUGCCUCUCUUCCUCCACUUUAAAUACCUUUGCACGGAGCUCUGGCCACCACGGUAAGGUCAGAAGGCUUCACCCGCAUCCUCCCUGUGUGGGCAUCACCACCUCCGCAACAUGGACGCGCAGCACUGCAAGAUGAACGGCGACCCUUUCCAGGAAUCUAUGUACAUUGAAGAGCCCUCAAAUAAAAAUGGUGUGAUUUCUUUGAUCUUCUCUUUGAAAGAAGAAGUUGGGGCACUGGCUAAAGUUCUGCGCACGUUUGAGGAAAAAGGUAUAAACCUAACACACAUUGAGUCUCGGCCUUCCCGUCUCAACAAAGAUGAAUAUGAAUUCUUCAUUAAUUUGGAAGGCAAGAAUGUGCCAGCACUAGACAAGAUCAUCAAGUCCUUGAGAAACGAUAUUGGUGCAACGGUGCACGAGCUAUCACGAACAAAGAAGAAGGACACUGUACCGUGGUUCCCAAGAAGUAUCCAGGAGCUGGACAGAUUUGCCAAUCAGAUUCUAAGCUAUGGAGCGGAACUGGAUGCUGACCAUCCUGGGUUCAAAGAUCCUGUGUACCGGGCCCGGAGGAAGGAGUUCGCAGAUAUUGCCUACAACUACAGACAUGGCCAACCUAUUCCUCGAGUCACCUACACAGAAGAAGAAAAGAAAACAUGGGGAACUGUCUUCAGGGAGUUGAAGAGUCUCUAUCCAACUCAUGCUUGUUAUGAACAUAACCAUGUGUUCCCAUUGCUAGAGAAGUACUGUGGCUACCGGGAGGAUAACAUUCCCCAGCUUGAAGAUAUUUCAAAAUUCUUGCAGACCUGCACUGGAUUUCGCCUGCGUCCUGUUGCAGGCUUGCUCUCCUCUCGGGAUUUCUUGGCUGGGUUGGCAUUCCGAGUAUUUCAUUCUACACAGUAUAUUCGCCAUGCGUCCAAACCUAUGUACACACCAGAGCCUGAUAUUUGCCAUGAGCUGCUAGGACAUGUGCCUCUUUUUGCUGAUCCCAGUUUUGCUCAGUUUUCCCAGGAAAUUGGACUGGCAUCUCUGGGAGCUCCAGAUGAUUUCAUCGAGAAACUUGCUACGGUUUAUUGGUUUACAGUGGAGUUUGGACUAUGUAAGGAAGGCGAUUCACUAAAGGCGUAUGGUGCAGGGCUGCUGUCUUCAUUUGGGGAGCUACAGUACUGUUUAUCAAGUAAACCUGAGAUUCAGCCUCUUGUCCUGGAGAAGACUGCUGUGCAGAAGUACCCUGUUACUGAGUUCCAGCCUGUCUACUUUGUUGCUGAAAGUUUUAAAGAUGCAAAAGAAAAGCUAAGGAAAUUUGCUCAGACGAUCCCUCGUCCUUUCUCUGUUCGAUACAAUCCCUACACCCAGAGAAUCGAAGUCCUGGACAAUGCAAAGCAACUGAAGAAUUUAGCUGACACCAUCAACAGUGAGAUGGGGAUCCUUUGCAAUGCUCUUCAGAAGAUAAAAUGAAGAUUGUCUAUAACUCGUACUAAUCAUCAGUUAGAGUCUAGAAGCUGCCAUAUGCAAAUAACAGUCUUCACUUAGUGUCAGUCUAUUACCUUCCUGUGUACUGCAUGAAUGCUUAUGUCAUAUAUCUUAAUUAUCACAGAUUAUCAGAAAAAGAAUCAGAGAAUGGUUUGGGUUGGAAUGGACCUUAAAGACCAUCUAUUUCCAAUCCCCCUGCCAUGGACAGGGACACCUCCCACUAGACAAGGUUGCUCAAACUCUCACCCAACCUGUCCUUGAACACUUCCAGGGAUGGAGCAUCCACAGCUUCUCUGGGCAACCUGUUCCAGUGCCUCACCAUGCUCGUAGUUAAGAAGUUCUUUAUAUCUAAUCAAAACCUACCCUCUUUCAGUAUAAAGCCAUUACAUCCUGUCCUAUCACUACACUCCCUGACAAAGAGUCCAUCCUCAGCUUUCCUGCAGGCCCCCUUUAGGCACUGGAAGGCUGCUGUGAGGUCUCCCCAGAGACUUCUCCAGGCUGAAAAGCCCCAACUCCUUCAUCCUGUCUUCAAAGGAAAAAGAGACACUUGCAGGUGACCUUUGCCUCUUUUGGCCUUCAGACGCUAAUCCAUUUUUUUCUUCUGACUAAAGCAUAAACAUCAACUUAGUUCUGGGAAUCUAUGGAAACCCUCUGUAUCUCUUGUGCGAAAGGUUGGCAGAAGGAGGAGAUCUCUACCAUGCAGAACUACAAUCUGCUGCAGACAUGGGGUUGCAUUAUCACACUUGGCACAGUGACUGGAUGGUAAUAUCCAACACAGACUAAUCCACCUUUUUUCUCUCACAUUCAUUUUUCCCUCAGUCCCUCACAUCUGUGCAUAUUCCCCACGAAAUCCUAAACUCUACAUGUUUCAGGGAAUAUACACACGCUGUUUGGUCCUGUAGAGUAUGACCUUCCCUUGGUAAAACUGUACUGCUUUUACACAUGAACACCUCUAUUGUGAAAUAUUUUUUUUUUCUAAAAGUGUGAUGUUGCCAUUGAUCAAAAGCACAGAUGCUAGUAGAAAAGACAGCAAAUAUGCUGCAGCUUCCUUAACAAAGAUCUUUUGCCACACACAAAUAUACAGUAUUUGCACAAUGAUUAAUCCCAAAAAGAUUUGUGCAGGUCAAGAAUAUUUUAUGCUGUGUUCUGUCAUUGAUUUGCAGAAUGGAGUCCCUAAGCAAGGCACUGAGACUGCUUAUCCAGAUCAUGGGGUACACAUGCCAGACCCAGUACACAUGCCUCAGUACAGUACCCACAAAAAGGCCUUUUCAGAGAAGAGUUACCUAAAGACACAUCUGUGUUGCUUUUUGCUGUUGGAUGCUAGGUCACUUUGCCAAUACUCUGUGCAA
This is a messenger RNA of Oxyura jamaicensis (ruddy duck), 2818 nucleotides long. It is a transcript of the gene PAH, whose product is annotated as phenylalanine hydroxylase. Gene Ontology annotation, biological process: L-phenylalanine catabolic process; L-tyrosine biosynthetic process. Gene Ontology annotation, molecular function: phenylalanine 4-monooxygenase activity; iron ion binding. The transcript has 13 exons. Lineage: Eukaryota; Metazoa; Chordata; Aves; Anseriformes; Anatidae. The record is from RefSeq and is a predicted model, not a curated record. Bases 114 to 1454 code for a protein of 446 amino acids.